Molecule: messenger RNA, 12453 nt
Organism: Lymnaea stagnalis (great pond snail)
Lineage: Eukaryota; Metazoa; Mollusca; Gastropoda; Lymnaeidae
Source: the annotation of a GenBank genome assembly
UUUACUUAAAAGACGUAACGGCCUACCGAGAAAGACGAUGUGUUUCACUAUUUCACUACCUACACAGGAAAUUAUUUGAAGUUGAGGACAUAUUCACACGAUUUUUAAACUUAAAGCUCAGUCUCUUAGACGGGUAAGUGUUGUCUUACUGAUUUAAAAACAAUAAAACAAACAAAAAAGACUACGUUUUCAUGUAUUAGCCUCUGAAUGUGACCAUGACCAUAUGCCAUAUGGGCAUGGGAAAAACCGGUUUUAAUUUUAUAUGAAUGUAUUUCAUUGUCGCUAAUGUCGUGUUAGCAAGAAGUAAAAUCACAGCAACAACAAAACUUUCCACUGUGUUAAAGGAAUUAAAACCCCUUAAAUAUUACCACUAGCAUUAAAUAAAUGAACGCCCUAAAUUUCUUACUUUCACUUUAAACAAAAUAUUCAAUAUGAACUAAAAACAUUUAUAAAAAAAUUCAUAAUGAAUGUGUACUCUUUGACUUUGAAUAAAUAAAUGUGUCUCUUUCCAAUUUUAACAAUUAAAUAUUUGAUAAUAAUUCAACAUUAAAAAUUUGAAAAUAUUAAAACACUAGAUAGUUGAAACUAAUCUUUCAUGACAUUUAAACAAUCUGCUCCUGUCUGUUACCCUAAAAAUAUAUUUUUUUAAAAGCAAAUUUAAUUUAUAAAGAAGAGCUCUUCAGUCAAAAAAGGGUUGCCCAUUGCUGAAUUAUCCGAUUUAACUUUUUCCUUGAAAAAAUGUAUCCAUUAUUUUAUUUGAAUUUAUUAUAAAGUAUCCCCAGUGUCCAAGCUUGGUUAAUUUGAUUCUAUAGUAUACUAAUUUUGUUUGUCAUGGGUUUCAUUUUCCCCUACAGCCCAUUCAUCAAUAUUCGAAAACUCCAACUCAUUUCUCAGAAAAGCAUCACAUGGUUGUAAAGUUGUGGAAAUAUAGUUUUCCUAGAAAUUUUCAUGAAUCAAUUUUAUCAGUUUUUUCCUCGCAAUCCAAUUUAUUGAGUGUAGCUUCCUGGGUCUACUUCUUAUAACACUAACCACUGUGGUGGUGGGAGCUUGUGGAUGGGACUUGUCCUUGAAAGGUGAUGUGUGCACGUUAUUGUGACUUGUGUUAGAGAAGUGGUAGGUGCUAAUGAUGGUGACUUGUGUUAGAGACAUAGUAGGUGCUAAUAAUGGUGACUUGUGUUAGAGAGGUGGUAGGUGCCAAUAAUGGUGACUUGUGUUAGAGAGUUGGUAGGUGCUAAUAAUGGUGACUUGUGUUAGAGAGGUGGUAGGUGUCAAUAAUGGUGACUUGUGUUAGAGAGUUGGCAGGUGCUAAUAAUGGUGACUUGUGUUAGAGACAUAGUAGGUGCUAAUGACGGUGACUUGUGUUAGAGAAGUGGUAGGUGCUAAUGAUGGUGACUUCUGUUAGAGAAGUUGUAGGUGCUAAUAAUGGUGACUUGUGUUAGAGGGGUGGUAGUUGCUAAAAAUGGUGACUGUGUUAGAGAUAUAGUAGGUGCUAAUAAUGGUGGCUUGUGUUAGAGGAGUGGGAGGUGCUAAUGCUGGUGACUUGUGUUAGAGAAGUUUUAGGUGCUAAUAAUGGUGAAUUGUGUUAGAGAGAUGGUAGAUGCUAAUAAAGGUGACUUGUGUUAGACACAUAGUAGGUGCUAAUGAUGGUGACUUGUGUUAGAGAUAUAGUAGGUGCUAAUAAUGGUGACUUGUGUUAGACGAGUGGUAGGUGCUAAUGAUGGUGACUUGUGUUAGAGAAGUUGUAGGUGCUAAUAAUGGUGACUUGUGUUAGAGAGAUGGUAGGUGAUAAUAAUGGUUGGUGCUAAUAAUGGUGACUUGUGUGAGACACAUAGUAGGUGUCAAUAAUGGUGACUUGUGUUAGAGAGUUGGUAGGUGCCAAUAAUGAUGACUUGUGUUAGACACAUAGCAGGUGCUAAUAAUGGUGACUUGUGUUAGAGACAUAGUAGGUGCUAAUGAUGGUGACUUGUUUUAGAGACAUAGUAGGUGCUAAUGAUGGUGACUUGUGUUAGAGGCGUGGUAGGUGCUAAUGAUGGUGACUUGUGUUAGAGACAUAGUAGGUGGUAAUAAUGGUGACUUGUGUUAGAGGGAUGAUAGGUGCUAAAAAUGGUGACUUAUGUUAGAGACAUGGUAGGUGCUAAUAAUGGUGACUUGUGUUAGAGAAAUGGUAGGUGCUAAUAAUGGUGACUUGUGUUAGAGACAUAGUAGGUGCUAAAAAUGGUGACUUAUGUUAGAGACAUGGUAGGUGCUAAAAUGGUGACUUAUGUUAGAGACAUGGUAGGUGCUAAUAAUGGUGACUUGUGUUAGAGAAAUGGUUCGUGCUAAUAAUGGUGACUUGUUUUAUAGAAAUGGUAGGUGCUAAUAAUGGUGACUUGUGUUAGAGAAAUGGAAGGUGCUAAUAAUGAUGACUUGUGUUAGAGACAUAGUAGGUGCUAAAAAUGGUGACUUGUGUUGGAGACAUGGUAGGUGCUAAUGAUGGUGACUUCUGUUAGAGAAAUGGUAGGUGCUAUUGAUGGUGAUUUGUACUUGUAUUAGAGAAGGGGUUGGUGCUAAUGAUGUUGACUUAGUUCAGAGAGUUGGUAGGUGCUAAUGAUGGUGACUUGUGUUAGAGAAUUGGAAGGUGCUAAUAAUGAUGACUUGUGUUAGAGACAUAGUAGGUGCUAAAAAUGGUGACUUGUGUUGGAGACAUGGUAGGUGCUAAUGAUGGUGACUUCUGUUAGAGAAAUGGUAGGUGCUAUUGAUGGUGAUUUGUACUUGUAUUAGAGAAGGGGUUGGUGCUAAUGAUGUUGACUUAGUUCAGAGAGUUGGUAGGUGCUAAUGAUGGUGACUUGUGUUAGAGAGGUGGUAGGUGCUAAUGAUGGGGACUUGUACUUGUGUUAGAAAAGGGUUGUUUCUAAUGAUGUUGACUUGUAGUAAGAGUGGUAGGUAGUUGGUGACUUAUACUUGCGUUAGAGAGGUGGUAGGUGCUAAUGAUGGGGAUUGUCCUUGCGUUAGAGAGGUAGUAGGUGCUCAUGAUGGGGACUUGUACGUGUGUUAGAAAAGUUGUUGGUGCUAAUGAUGUUGACUUGUAUUAGAGAAGUGGUAACGUGCUAAUGAUGGUGACUUGUGUUAGAGAGAUAGCAGGUGCUAAUAUGGUGACUUGUGUCAGAGAGAUAGCAGGUGCUAAUAAUGGUGACUUGUGUCAGAGAGGUUGUAGGUGCUAAUGAUGGUGAUGCUCCGUGAAAAGUGAUGGGUGCUACUGAAGGGGACUGGCGCUAGAAGGGUGGUUUGGUUCUAAUGAAGGUAACUGGUUUUAGGAGUGCUUGGUGCUAGUGGAGGGUACGGGUGUUAGAGAGGUGCUGGGUGCAAGUGAAAGGAACUGGUGUUAGAAAAGUGGUUUUGUUGCUAGACUGGUCCUUGGGAGGUCAUUUGAGGGGGUGGGGGGGAGUUGUUCCACUGUAAGCGCAGCGGUGUGACCCAUAUGUUUUUACAUACUGUAUCUACCUGUCGUAACCUGAUACGCACACAAUCGAUUUUGUUUGGCGAGUGGGCCUGUCAAGGUGUGAAUUAAGGCUCAAAAGAUAAAUUAGGUUACAUUAAUAAGUGUAAUCAGAUGCAGCUAAUGGGCUAAAUUUAGUUGUAUAUUAAAGGGUGUUAAGCUGUAUAAUCAAAGUGUUUAUAGUGUGUUUAUUGAAGUGUAUAGAAAAGUGUGUUUACAUUUAAAUGUAAAGUCGUAUAUUUUGAGGUGUAAUGCUAAAGGGUGUGCACGAGUGUGCAGUAAACUUCAAAGAAACAAGGUGUCAUUGAGAACUUUCAUAUCAUUAAUAUUUCGGGUAGAGCUUGAUCUAAGCACCCCGAGCAUGGGCGCGAGAUAUUGCCAUACGGGUACUGGCGCCAUGCUUGGCGUCUGAUCUUGAUUAACUUCAACUUUAGCUCAAACAGCUUUCCUCUUUCUCAUCUUUGCGGUACUUACACUGUUUAGGACUCAAGGCGAAAAUAUUACGUUGGUAUCACAUUUAAAAAUAAAUAUGUACACACAACAGACGGACAAAAGCAUACAAUUGGAGGCGAAGAUAACACGAGAUACUUUCAUAACCGAUUUCAACGACAAAGCGUGUGGUUGACCCGAGCACUGGGGCAAACGAGGCAACAAAACCUAACAACGAACGUGCUGGACAUUCGAAUUCCAGGGCAGCUUUCGGAUUUCGAGAGAAGAUCGGCUUUCAAGCUGGUCGGGUUCUAAGGCUUUUUGUGCGAUCAGUUUAUAAUCUUUGAAUUCCUCCAUUGGUCCAUGGCCUUCAAAGUCACUAGCGAUCAGUUUAUAAUCUUUGAAUUCAUCCAUUGGUCCAUGGCCUUCAAAGUCACUAGCGAUCAGUUUAUAAUCUUUGUUUAUAAUCUUUGAAUUCCUCCAUUGGUCCAUGGCCUUCAAAGUCACUAGCGAUCAGUUUAUAAUCUUUGAAUUCAUCCAUUGGUCCAUGGCCUUCAAAGUCACUAGCGAUCAGUUUAUAAUCUUUUAUUUCCUCCAUUGGUCCAUGGCCUUUAAAGUCACUAGCGAUCAGUUUAUAAUCUUUGAAUUCCUCCAUUGGUCCAUGGCCUUCAAAGUCACUAGCAAUCAGUUUAUAAUCUUUGAAUUCAUCCAUUGGUCCAUGGCCUUCAAAGUCACUAGCGAUCAGUUUAUAAUCUUUGAAUUCCUCCAUUGGUCCAUGGCCUUCAAAGUCACUAGCGAUCAGUUUAUAAUCUUUGAAUUCAUCCAUUGGUCCAUGGCCUUCAAAGUCACUAGCGAUCAGUUUAUAAUCUUUGAAUUCCUCCAUUGGUCCAUGGCCUUCAAAGUCACUAGCGAUCAGUUUAUAAUCUUUGAAUUCCUCCAUUGGUCCAUGGCCUUUAAAGUCACUAGCGAUCAGUUAGAGGGAGGCAUUUGGUUUUCUAGACAAUUCAAGGGAGGUAACUAGUAAUUUUAAAAAAGAGCUGUUAAAGUUAAUUUCAAUAAGUUAACACUAAUAUAAUUAAAAUUGAAAUCUGAAUCGGCUAAUCGAUGAUCCGCCAAACUUUGAUCGAUCAAACGGUGUCGUUGGACUCAGAGUUUCGUAAAAUUUCAGCUCUCUUUAAACAACGGUAUAUAUAUAUAUAUUUAAAUUGUCGUCAAAUAAGUCACAAACAUUUAGAAUCAUACAGACAGACCCUAACAUGAAAGAGCACCAUGAACUGAAUAAAAUCCUUUAAAAUAACGUGCAUUCUUCUGAGAGCAGAAAGUAUGUUUAUGCUACCAUGUUUUUAAACAAUGGACAGUGCCCUCCACCUCCACCCCCAUACACACACCCGGCACCAUGGAAAAUGACUUGUUGCUAAAUCUCCCUUCAUCCCAAUCUACCACCACAUCUGCAUGAGUCAUUACAAAAUAUAUACAAAAUAUUUUUUACGUGAAGUAUAUAUACAUAUAUAUACAAUUUUUGUCGUUUGAACAUCUGUUAAAACUUGGGGAACAUUCUGUAAGAAGAGUUGUUUAAAAUUGUAUUUUAUUGUCGGGGAACACUCUGACUAUAUAGAUCUAGAAAGGUAACCUUGUUUCAUUUCAUGGGCGCCCGCAGAAAACUUUCUAGGGGGGGGGGGCAAAAUUUUUUUAGUAACGUUUAAAUAUAGUUUUAAUUUACUGUAGCAUAUUUGUAUGGUGAACGAACGGACAGGACAUCAGCUUAGUUACUUUCUCUUUAUUUUCUCUUUAUUUUAAUAAAUUUUUUGUCUAUUUUUGUCUAAUUUUUUUUUAUCCAAUCAAUCCAGGGGGGGGGGGCAAGUGCCCCACCUUGCCACUACCUGCGGGCGCCCAUGUUUCAUUGUAAAUACAAAAAAAAAGUUCAUUUUUUAACGCUCUUUAUAUGCUUGUAAAAAAAACAACCAAAAAUGAAUGAACUCUAAGGCUAUUAUUGGUAACUAUGUAAAAUGUAACACUUUUGGGCAAGAAAAAAAAAAUGAAAAUAAAAAUCACCAAAAAAAAAAAAAAAAGACACCCAAAAAUACACCAAACACCAUCAACAGACAAAAAGACAGAAAACACCAUCAACAGACAAAAAGACAGAAAACACCAUCAACAGACAAAAAGACAGAAAACACCAUCAACAGACAAAAAGACAGAAAACACCAUCAACAGACAAAAAGACAGAAAACACCAUCAACAGACAAAAAGACAGAAAACACCAUCAACAGACAAAAAGACAGAAAACACCAUCAACAGACAAAAAGACAGAAAACACCAUCAACAGACAAAAAGACAGAAAACACCAUCAACAGACAAAAAGACAGAAAACACCAUCAACAGACAAAAAGACAGAAAACACCAUCAACAGACAAAAAGACAGAAAACACCAUCAACAGACAAAAAGACAGAAAACACCAUCAACAGACAAAAAGACAGAAAACACCAUCAACAGACAAAAAGACAGAAAACACCAUCAACAGACAAAAAGACAGAAAACACCAUCAACAGACAAAAAGACAGAAAACACCAUCAACAGACAAAAAGACAGAAAACACCAUCAACAGACAAAAAGACAGAAAACACCAUCAACAGACAAAAAGACAGAAAACACCAUCAACAGACAAAAAGACAGAAAACACCAUCAACAGACAAAAAGACAGAAAACACCAUCAACAGACAAAAAGACAGAAAACACCAUCAACAGACAAAAAGACAGAAAACACCAUCAACAGACAAAAAGACAGAAAACACCAUCAACAGACAAAAAGACAGAAAACACCAUCAACAGACAAAAAGACAGAAAACACCAUCAACAGACAAAAAGACAGAAAACACCAUCAACAGACAAAAAGACAGAAAACACCAUCAACAGACAAAAAGACAGAAAACACCAUCAACAGACAAAAAGACAGAAAACACAAUCAACAGACAAAAAGACUGAAAACAGCAAGACUUUGCAAGCGUACUUUUAAGCCUGCGGCCUAUUUAAUGGGCCGUAAUGAUAUUUCUGCGCCGUUCGUACACAGGCUUUAAGUUAAGUUGAUUUUUUAAAAUGAUAAUAUAUAUACAUCACACAAUUUUUAUAUUUUCAGAUUUAUAACAAGUUGAAAUAAGCCAAGGCAUGGAUCUGCUUCUGAUUGGUCGUUCUGGAAACGGGAAGAGCGCAACCGGAAAUAACAUUUUGGGAAGCGAAUGUUUUCUUAAGAACAACGACAGCUACGCCAAAUCCUCGAAACCCAUGCCAGGCAGACGGUUGGUCGAGAACCAACACGUGACGGUCGUGGACGGCCUCUGCCUGCAGGAGGACUCUUUCACAGACUGCGUGAGGGAUGCCCGCGAGGCUUUACGCAUGGGCAACGGCGGGUUCACCGCGCUCGUGUUUGUCCUGAGGUACGGGGAGAAAUUCGGCGCAGAUGAGGCCGAUUUGGUGAGGCUGGCAAAACGUGUAUUCGGAAAGGAUGUGGUUAGAGAUUACGCGGUCUGCGUCGUGACAAGAGGGGAUGAUUUUAAGUACGCCGUCGAGGAGGGCGAGGAGACGGUUCGAAAUUUCUACGAAUGGUGCCGAAGACAAACGGGUGAUCUGAAGAAUCUACUUCACGAAUGUCGAGAUCGGGCUGUUCUUUUUGACAAUAAAACUAAAGACGACAACACGAAAAAGAAUCAGCUCUCAGAAAUUCUCGAGAUUGUUCGUAGCAUCCAACGUGGUGGUGUUGGGAGAUACACAGUAGACAAUUUCAGUAAAAUUCACGGGAAGCCGUUAGUGCAAGAUUCUGAGACGAGCUCUGCUGAGUUCGAGAGGAAAACGCGUGAUAAAAUCAGAGAGAUUGGAGAGCGAGUGGCCAUUUAUUUAAAAGAUGGAUUUCCGGAUGAGAAGCUGCGGAGGUCACUGCAGGAAGACUUGAGGGAGCUUUCAACAAGUGUAAGUCAUACGCUGGAAGACGAGGGAAACAAACUGAAGUACAUCAGGCAAAUUCAAGAUCUGUCUGACAAAAUGAAAGAGAAGAGACCAAGCCAUCACGACGUAGAUAGAGGAGAGGCUCAUUUGCCGCAGCCAGUUCAGCCAUAUCAUGCUGGCGAAAUUGCACAGCAACGUCUCGACAGGGGCAAUGUAAGUAUGUUUGUUAGUGUUGUGAUCAUCAUCAUUUAAUGAACCCUGGUCAUUUCAUUUGGAUUGCUUCGAUUUUCCCCGCGACACAAAGGUGGGUCACUGACAAGAAUUGGCUGUGGUGUCAAUAAAAUUGUUAACAAAAUGAUGAAUAGAAAUCUUUGAAAUAUUAACACAAGAUUUGAUUACUAAAGUGGAUUACAAUCUGCUAACAAGUACAGUCAACACAUCCAUCAUUUAAAAUGCUCACUUGGACUUUUUAACAUCUUUUUAUUUGGACUUGUCUCCUUGUAUAUUUGGACCUGUUAACCUUGUUUAUUUGGACUUGUUUGCUCUAUUUAGCAAUGCUUGUUUACCUUGUUUGUCUGCAGAUUUAACUUGUUUAUUUGGAGCUGUUAACAUUUUUUUGAUUAUCCGGAGGUUUACCUUGAUUAUCCGGAGGUUUACCUUAAUUAUCCGGAAACGUUUACUUUUCACAAUUUGUGCCUGUUUGCAUUGCCCUGUUAACCUUGUUUAUAUGUGGCUGUUUAUGACUCUGAAACUUCUUACAAUCAUAAAAGAAAUAUUUCAUAUUUAAAAUGUGUAUACAUUUUAUUUCUGAGAUGGUAGCUCGAAGAGCCCCCAAAAUAUAUCGCGACACUAAAGCUACUUUACAAAAUGUUUGCUGUCUAGGGUAAGCGGGACCUAGAGAUUUCGACAAAUAUAUAACUAACUCUGGCUCAUGCAGACCUGUGACCCACAGGCUCUGAGAGACAGAAAUUAAGCUGUUGAUCAGAAUUGUAAGCCACAGGCUCUGAGAGACAGAAAUUAAGAUGUUGAUUUGAAUUGUAAGCCACAGGCUCUGAGAGACAGAAAUUAAGCUGUUGAUCUGAAUUGUAAGCCACAGGCUCUGAGAGACAGAAAUUAAGCUGUUGAUCUGAAUUGUAAGCCACAGGCUAUAAGAGACAGAAAUGGAGCUGUUGAUCUGAAUUGUAAGCCCCAGGCUCUGAUUGACAGAAAUUGAGCUUACUUUCCAAGCAUUAAAACAAACAAAAAAUUCCCUUCAACUCCUUAAAAAGUUAUUAUUUAUUUAUUUAUUAAAAAUAUUUCUUUCACACAGGGACAGAACUUACACCUGUUACUGUUGGGUAGGACUGGCAACGGGAAGAGCUCAUCAGGCAACUCAAUCUUGGGCAAGCCAGCUUUCAAACCUUCUGCAAGCACGUCAUCGGUGACCACCGAGAUUCUCAGCGACAGUGAAACGAUCGGCGGCCAACUGAUCACCGUCAUAGAUGGACCGGGCCUGGACGACACGGAGAAAACCUCGAAGGAGGAUUUCCUGGCGUCGAUAAGCUCCGUGGAGAAAGCCCUCGACCUUUGUGACUACGGCUUCUCCGCCAUCAUUGUCGUCUUGAGGUUCGGGUUCCGCUUCACCAGGCAGGAGAGCGACGCCAUCAGACUGAUGAGGUCGAUCCUGGGGAAAGACGUGCUGAAGAAGUACGGGGUCUGUUUGAUGACGCACGGGGAUAACUUUGAGUUCGAGAUGACGCAGGACGUUGAGGAAAGCAAGGCCAUGAGCUUCAAAGAGUGGUGCGAAGCUCAGACGGGAGACAUCAAGGUGCUUUUUGAGGAAUGCAACUUCCGGCACGUGCUGUUCGACAACAAAACGAGAGACCAGGGAAAGAAGGCCAAACAGCGCCAACAGCUGCUGUCGUUAAUACCGACCGGGGGCUGCUACUCGAAGGACGAGUUUCUGGCAUCGGAAAGGGACUUAGUGGAACUGAAUUUGGCAUUUAUCCUGCCAAAACUGGAACAAAAAACUAAUGAAGAGCUUGAGAAAUUUAGAAAAAACUUGAAAAUUAUAGACAGAAAUUGUGGCACUGACGACAGUGAAUACUUUAAACAGAUGGAAUCGUUGUUGGCUGAUUUAACUGAAUAUAAAGAGAUGAUUGUCACGUUGGGGCAGAAUAAUGCGACGGAUUUUUUCAUCAUGCAACUGAGCGCGCUGGAGGUGGAGGUCAAUACGAAAUUAAAACUGCACGCUCAAAGCCGAGACAUACAAAGUCUGGAGGUAUCGAAAGCAAGCCAAGCACACCCAGUGAGGGUGCCGGUGGAGCAAUGCGGUCCGCGAAAUGCGCCAUGGGCACCAGAAAUACACAAUCCAGGGGCGUCACAGCCACAGUGGCCAGUGCCGUCUUUUGGGCCGGGGUCAUCACCCAGUAUGGCCCCAGCUCAAGGAUACAGAACAACUGAAAGGCCAUUUCCCACUUAUCGAGUCAAUGGUGCUUUGACCGGGUCUGAAGUAAGUGAUGUGGAAAAUCAAACCAUGCAAGAAUUUAAUAAAAUUUACGCAGAAUUUGUGUCUGCACAAGAGAGCAGAUAUAUUGAAAGUCGUGUGCGUAAAACGCAGACGGCUCUUGAUAAAUUAAAUAACCUCAAAGUAACCUUUGAAGAGAUUGCCAAAGGAUUACCCUGUUACGGAUAUGUUAAAAGUGAGAUGAACAAAGCUGAGCAUGAAAUGUCAUGGAACCUGGCGCAAGAAAGGCAGUAUGUGCCACCUCUCCUGGUGUACCCUCACGAGCAAAGCUACACACCGCGGCAAGUACAAGAUGAAGGAUUUGUAAUGAUUGAGUGUAAGUCACGAGUGACAACAGAUCCUUGUUAUGACCAAAGCCGCCCAGUCGCACGGUUCGCUCAAAAGAAGCAACACAAACCACUCAGGGCUUUGGUACAAAAGCAAUGGGUAAGAGCAAAAAAAUUUCUUUCGUCGUUUCUGAAGUAGAUUGUUAAUAAAUUGGCGCGGAAAAUACCAGCACCAAUUUUAUGGACAAAAUAGAAAUUUAAAAAGUAGUCGAUAAAGCGAAAACCUUUUUAAUGGGUAACAUGUUUUUUUUUUUUUUUUUUAUUUGGUGUGCGCAGUCACGUCAUAUUUUUUUUUGGGUUAAUAAAUAUUUAUUUUACAUCAACGCAGAUACAUGUUUUAAUAUAUGCAUAAGUGAUCAUCUGAGGGGAUAGCAGUGGUUUUUUUCAGACUUAUUUUUUAGAUUUUCGGGGAGUNGAAAACCUUUUUAAUGGGUAACUUUUUUUUUUUUUUUUUUUUUAUUUGGUGUGCGCAGUCACGUCAUAUUUUUAUUUGGGUUAAUAAAUAUUUAUUUUACAUCAACGCAGAUACAUGUUUUAAUAUAUGCAUAAGUGAUCAUCUGAGGGGAUAGCAGUGGUUUUUUUCAGACUUAUUUUUCAGAUUUUCGGGGAGUCGGGGCCGUGCCAUUUGCCAGUGGCAAGAGGCGUAGCUAAGGGGUGGCAGAUGGGACAUACGUCCCGGGGCGCCAAAUUAGUGUGGGGGGGGGGGUAAAUAGGAUUUGAUGGUUGAAUAUAAUGGGGUUCAGAGUUGGGGGAGGGGGCGUACAAAUGAAUCGUGUCCAUUGACGCAAAACACUCUAGAUACGUGCCUGCUAGUGGUGUCGAAAUAGGGCGGGUGGGGUGGUCCACCCAGGUGUCGCUUUUUCUUUAUUUGCAUGCAGGUGUGGCCUUUUCGGACUACUGUAGAGUUUGUAUCGUGAAAGGGAGGACGGCAAAAAUAUUUUCCCGCCCAUGGCGGCACUAACGGUAGCUGCGCCACAAGGCAGUGUAUCUAUCGAUACCAAAAUCGGCGAUCAUCUUCAUCGCAAAGUAGGGCGUAAAUCGAGGGCGCCGGUGAAUCUUAAUGGUGGAAUUUAUUUUAUUAUUUCAAAAUCAAGAGGUGUAUUUUUGAGAAUACGUGAAUUCAAUGUUCCUGUUCCACUUUUUGAACGUGGAAGGACAUUUUUAAGGUUUUUGUGGGAAGCAUUAUUUAGCCAAGUGCCUUACAUGAACUGAAUUCACUCCGUUUGGGGCGUGACCCAAUGUAAUCAUUUGGCACAAGCUUAUAAUCAACCCAAUACUGUAACAUUGAUCAACGUUCGUGAAGGUGGUACAGAAAUUUAGGGUGCUUAUCAAGUUGGUUAUUCAAUGUAUAUAGUUCUUCAAAGAUAUCGGCUAAAUAACUCACAAAUGCUUUACCAUCGACCGUUAACAGAUCCUUUGUAACCGGCCAUGUUACUUCGGCAUGUGACGAUGAUUUUUCAUACGACACUAAUCUUUAUUCUCACGGUACAAUGGAGUGAUCUGAUAUGUGAAGAAUGAAUAACACGAGAAAGAAGGAACUAGUUUUAGUAGCGUAAGGAGAAUUCAAUGUUUUGCAAGUACAGCGGGAUUGAGCGUGAUAACUUGGAUGCGAGAGGAAGACAUAUUGGAUUUUUCUGAUGGAUUUACUGAAUUAAUAUUAGAUAAAGCAUUAAACGUGUGUGUGUAUCUAUUCUCUGCAUUGCAACUAUAAUUGUUAAAACAUUAGCCUGAUGUCAAGGAAUCAUGUGAUUUAUUUAGUAUAUAAUAAAGUACUGUGUAG